Messenger RNA from Pseudo-nitzschia multistriata, 2491 nucleotides. The record is from the annotation of a GenBank genome assembly. NCBI's taxonomy places the organism in Eukaryota, Bacillariophyta, Bacillariophyceae, Bacillariales, Bacillariaceae.
GGUGCAUUGAUCAGAUCCCCCUGUCCUGUUUCAGACAGGCCCCAAGGCUUCACAAAGAAAAGAUAAAACAGGGCUUGGCAUUGACGCAAAGAUUUUUGCAAGAUUGAGCUACGGUUUGGUGUAAUUUUAGCCAUCAGCAAGAGGAACUAUGUCCUCUAAUCCCGAACUCUCCCGUGUUCGGCCUCAGCCAACGUCCAGCACCAUCACGGCACUCAUGCUGACGUAUCGGCCGAUCAUAUUCAUGCUGUUUGUCGGGCCAACGCUGAUCAUGUCCUUGCCGCUGAUGUCUAUGGUAUUUGGAAGCAUCCUUGACAGCACAACGGACCAACACAGUUUUCUGGCAAUUUGUAUUGCUGCAAUUUCGUCAAAACAGCUUGAACGAUACAUCACGAAGGCGGCUCCGACAAAGKAAAAGGCGAUGAACUCGUUGGAGCAAAACAGAGGCAUGGUCAUGCUAGCGGCAUUUGUAACGAGUGUGUUUGCCAUUUGGUUGGUCGUGGUUCCAUUCGAGAAAGUACUAGGACUGAGAUCCAUCUUAACAUGGUCACCGUCCAUUUCCUUUGCUGUUGCCAUUCGUCUUGCCUUCGGUGGAUUUCUGUUGGGGUUGUCUAUUGGUAAGUGAUCGAACCAUGUAGCCUUUUGUGAGAGAUACGAGUGUACCCGUGCAUCAAAAAGAAAAUAUCUUACCACUCUUCAUUGACGCCUCCAAUGCACUCUAGUUGCUCGCUAUAUCGGACCUCAGUCUAUCGGUAAGUUCAUACCAUUCUCGCUGUGUCUCACCGGUAUCACCGGUCCACCCUAGAAUAACCCGAAAAAAACUAACAGAGUAUCUUUUGUCACGCUAUACAGUUCGCUGCUCGUCGAGCCCAUUAUUGGUCAAUCCAUAUAUCAGAACCUUUCGAAGCAUUCUUCGAAGCGCCGGGUCCACGAUCAAUGCACCCCAAAAAAUUUGUCAACCGGAUGAGAUCCAGAAGCCACAGCUUUCAAAACGGCAAGAAACAAAUCCAAGGAGACUUCAACUUCCUUUAUCUUCGUCACUGGCCGCUCAAAUCAUAAUUUCGAUAGUUGCUGCGGUAGUUGUUGCUUUCACAUGUGUUCUGCCUUUUGUUCACGAUGAAUCCUUCGGCGACAACAGUUCACUUGUCAAGACGAAACUAAUUAUGUCAUGUAUCAUAUCUAUUACUUUGCAACUGCUGGCCACAACGAUCCAAGGAAUGAAUCACGAGAUUGAUCCAACUCAGUACCGAUCGAAAAGUGUCGUCACUUUAACCAGCCUCCUAAAUUCAUUGAAGUCUGCUGGUCCUUUCAUUUUUGCAAUUCCCAUCUUGGGAGUUUCUAUCUACAUACAAAAUGCCACAUUUCAAUGGAGUGAUGUCCUGGUGUGUUGUAUAAUUCUCCCCUCAGUCAUCAUGUUGUACAUGUAUCUGUUCGACUACAUCUUGAGAGUCUUUAUUUGUAAAACACCCGCCAACAUCAAGAAACUAGUAGAAGAAGCCUCUGGUGGUGAUGCUAGGUUGGAAAUAUUCGUGGAUGUCAUCCUUCACAGCCUCUUGCAUUCUAACGAAGAUUUGGUUGUAGCAAUUGGAAAGAUUUCUACAAACUCCUCUGCGUGGAUGGAUCUCGAGCAAGAAGAGCGAAAACGAAAUAAUGUCGCAAUCGAAAAAAUGGCCCAAACGCUUCUACAUAAAACCAGCAAAGAUGAAGUAACGCCCCAUUUGGAAGAUGAUAUUCUGCGUCUCGCGAUUCUCACCUCCUUCGAAGGAAUUGCGAGACAAAAUUGGAUUCAGUCAACAUCAAAUAAGAUUACCGACGGGGGGGGAUAUUCGAUAGAUUCAUUUGCUGUUCCGAUUGUACGUGCUUUAUGUGCGUAUGCUGGAGGUAUUGGGGAAGCGUUGCGACUCAUUGCUGAUUCCGAGAAUAAAACAUCUUUUGAUGAUUCAUGGGUUAUCCCACCUGGUGCUCUGUUCAUGAGUGGGCUUUCCAUUCGAGGAGCCACUCGCUGGAUUCUUCAAAGUAAUUUGCCGGGGAGAAGUAACAGCCUUGCAAUUUUGAUUCCUGCCUUAUUGAAUUCUGUCCAUAAAUUGGAAGCCGGCGUAGUACAAUAUUCCCAGGCAAUCAGCGGGUCCGUAGCCAUAGGUGAAACAGAAAAGACCAAGUUACUCCAAAACGUCACUCCUCAACUGUUGUCACUCUUCAACACAUGCAACGACUGCGCUCGAUCCGUGGUUGAAGCAACAAAAGCAAAACCAGGAUUCCGUAGGCUAGAUUUCUUGGGAUCGCUCGAUACGGAGUGCCAGAAAUGGAUAAGUUCUAUAGAUCAAUAGUAUCCUGACUAAUCCACAUCAUCGUGCAGCAACAAGGUUGACAUUAUAAAGUUAUUUUCUACUAUCUCAUUAAAAAAUUGAACGAAGACAUCAUCAAGUAUUGGCAACACGUAGAACGCACACGAGUUCAAAGGCUCGUAUUAUAACAAUCAAUUUAAAUUUAGCUA